Oppiella nova is the source of this 1362-nucleotide messenger RNA. The record is from the annotation of a GenBank genome assembly. NCBI's taxonomy places the organism in Eukaryota, Metazoa, Arthropoda, Arachnida, Sarcoptiformes, Oppiidae.
ACGGGUCUGGACUUUGGACAGAGAUAUGGUCCCAUAAAACAGGACAGGACUUCAGCCAACCUUAAGAGACUUUAUUGUCAACUAAUUUGUGCCAUUUUAUGGUUCUUCGCCAUCCGAUCGUUUGUUUUGAUGUUUAUCGGCGACCGAGAGGUUCAGCUAAUGAUGGGAGACAUCUCAGGCUUUUGGAAUGACUAUCGUAUGUAUUACUUAAUGCCUACCUUUUACUACGCCCUCCAGAGCGCCAUUACGGCCACCAUUUUCGUCAGAAACGAACAGGAAUUGGCUUGGCUCGUGCCCUUCGUGUCAGUGAAGCAGUUGCAGAGCAAUAGCGCCCGAACCGCCAAAUAUGACACCAAUAGCCACGAGAAACGGACCAAAAUUACCAUAGUUAUCAAUAACCUCAUUGUCUUGGCGUCCACUGGUUUGGUGGGCGCUCUCUAUGUGAUGACGGCCUGGGAGAACAUGGAUGUGUCCUCCUUUAGACUAUUCCUGCCAUGGAUUGGCAUUCAGACCCUAUGGGUGUUCUACAUGUCGGGGAUCAACAUGUUUACGAUGACCUACUUCAACCUCAUUUGUCUCAUUCUUAGCAAUCGCUUCAAACAGGUCUGCAAAGACAUCGAAGCCUUAGCCGAAUCAGAUCCGGGACCGUUGGGCAGCAAAAACAACGCCCUGUCCACUCUCUACUACGAACACAACGAGAUCUGCGAGUUAGUGGACGAGUCCAACAACUUCUGGCAGUCGUUCAUAUUCUUCAACUACAUGUGUCACAUCCCCUGCAACUGCUAUGCGCUCUACAAUCUAUUCUUCGCCGAAUUCGAUGACCUCUUGGCUAUCGUCACGUGGACUGUAUUUCUUCACACUUUGCUUUUCCUCGGAUUUAUAUCCCUCUCGGCCGCCGACGUGUCCGCAGAAGCUCACAGCCCUUACACAGCAUUACAUACACUAUCUCUCCUUCAACUUCCCAUUGAUUUGGAAGUCAAUAUGUCCACUUUCUUGCAUCGGGUGAGAGGACCCACUAUUGGCUAUUCGUGUCUCGAUUUAGGACCCACUAUUGGCUAUUCGUGUCUCGAUUUGUUUGUUAUAACAAACGCCAGUAUUUCAAAUACCAUCGCAGCGGUCGCCUCUUACUUCUUGAUUGUGGCCGACUUCAGCCGAUCCACUGCUGCGGCCAAUGCGGCCGAGAAGAAGAUGGAGGCGGCAAAGGCUGCCCUCAACGCCAGUCUGGCUAACAGUGGAACCGCUCAAUGAUUUAUUGCUAUCCACUUGCAAUCCAUUUAUUAUUGAUGUCUCACACCAUUUGAGAUUAAUGUCCUAAAUAUUAAAUUCAUAUUUUUGCUAAUUUUUGUAUCUAAAUCACAGUCC